Molecule: messenger RNA, 819 nt
Organism: Aspergillus affinis
Lineage: Eukaryota; Fungi; Ascomycota; Eurotiomycetes; Eurotiales; Aspergillaceae
Product: bZIP transcription factor
Exons: 2
Coding region: 1-819 (272 amino acids)
Biological process (GO): regulation of DNA-templated transcription
Molecular function (GO): DNA-binding transcription factor activity
Source: RefSeq, a predicted model, not a curated record
AUGAACCGCUCCGCUAGUUAUUCGUACCACCAAUCUCCUAGCUCGAGAAGCUCGUCGAGUCAUGGCACGAGUAGUGCUUUCAGUCCCAAUGCCAACCCUAACGAGGAUUGGACCAAGAUCUCGGAUCUUGCUGAACGACGCCGCAUCCAGAAUCGCAUUGCUCAGCGGAACUACCGCAAGAAGCUAAAGCGGCGCUUGGAGGAUUUGGAGAAGCGGGCUGCCACAGCUUCGGUGUCUCCGGAACGGACCCUCGAGAAACCAGAGCCACCAAAGACGGUGCACUCUACCAAACCUCGCGCAAAGACGCAGCGCACCACCAAGUCGACGGCCGGGGAUGCCCAUAACCGCCACACCACGGAACGAGCUGCUCCCUAUGACAGCUACUCAAGCCAGGAGGAGCGGGGGACCCUGUUCUCCCACCAGUGCACACGCCAGCUUUCCGCAUCGCCGCCACCGGUCUUCUCUUACCCCUCGUAUUCACACCUGGAUCCCUACGGACAGUCGGGAUACGGGCAACCGCACCCAUACCAUUCCAUCCCAAACUCCUACCAUGAUAUGUCCAUCCACGGAGAAUACGGAACACCGGUGCCUUCAAUCAUUCCGGUUACGAUGGCCAAUUCUGGGCCGACCAAGAGACACCCCGCCUACGCCGACGAAGAUAUCAUCAGCCCAUUCAGCAUGAGCUACGCGUCUAUGGCCGGGAUUGACUUGUGCCCACCUCCUCAUCACCACCACCUUGCAGAGCCCAAUAUCCCGGUACAUACCCUUCCCCGUUCGUUGAACCGGACUGUUCGGAGCCUCCAAACCAGCAAGCGCUAA